Molecule: messenger RNA, 750 nt
Organism: Sphaeroforma arctica JP610
Lineage: Eukaryota; Ichthyosporea; Ichthyophonida
Exons: 5
Coding region: 1-750 (249 amino acids)
Biological process (GO): acetate transmembrane transport; succinate transmembrane transport
Cellular component (GO): plasma membrane
Molecular function (GO): acetate:proton symporter activity
Source: RefSeq, a predicted model, not a curated record
AUGAGACCUGUAUCCCAAGAGCUCAAUACAGGAUUUGAAUCGGAGGAUGCGAUAGGAGUUAUCCCUCGGCAGUCUACGCUUCGACCAAUUGACGCCAAAUAUCGUGCGUUUAGGUAUCCACCGAAUGCCGAGGGUUUGGGGCUAUGCGCGUUCGGGAUGACGACGAUCAUCCUCAGUUUUGUCAACCUCGGUGUGGCCGAAGAUGAAUCGUUGGGUCUUGCGGCUUCAUUCGCUGUCUUUCAUGGUGGCCUGGCUCAACUGAUCGCAGGACUAUUCGAGUUGCAUUUACACAGAUUUCUAAGCGGAACCGCUUUCGUAACAUAUGGCGUAUUCUGGCUAUCCUGGGGACUUUAUGAACUUCUUCUGGCCACCAACGCCAUACCCGCCCCUUCCCCUCCAGUUCCUACUGCGAAGUGUGUGUGGUUCUGUGUUUGGGGCGUCUUCACGGCGCUGUUGUCAUUCACCACCUUCUACGCGCCCAAAACCACGCGUGCUAUCCAAUCAGUGUUGUGUACUUUGGCAAUGGUGUUCUUCUUCCUCGCUGGAGGAGUGUACAGCGAUGUGGUCCAGGUAAUAGGAGGGGCCCUAGGCGUGCUAUGCGGUAGUUUGGCCGUAUACACAGGAUUUGCCGAACUUUUGCUGCUCAUAACAAGAGGUGAGGAAAUACUGCCGUUAUUCCGCGUGGAAAAGAACAGUGACUCUGAACCACACCGUGCUUCCAGACUCGAAGCCUUACAGCGAAGUGCCUAG